Molecule: messenger RNA, 3838 nt
Organism: Cinara cedri
Lineage: Eukaryota; Metazoa; Arthropoda; Insecta; Hemiptera; Aphididae
Source: the annotation of a GenBank genome assembly
CCUUCCUCUUUGCUAAACCUCACUGCCGAGGUUGUGAACAUUCGAGGUAGACUUUUGAAAGCGAGCUGAGAGCUCAAGACCAUUAGUCUGCAAGUCAUUUUUAUGUGUUGAAGAAAAUGGUAAAUGGACGAAACUUUUGAUGUACGGUCGAGAUGGUAAAAGGUCGACACAAUUUUUUAAGCCAAUCCGGCUAGUUCAUGAACAACAGCGGUUAAAAGUAAAGAAAAUUUUUUGGUAAGAUUUUCGUACAGGGCAAACACAUGAUCAUAGAAGGUCGAUUCACGCCUUCCAUUUUCCAAACAAAUUAAAAAUGUUGGUUACACUGAUACUAGAUAAUUUUAAGUCGUCAUCACGAUAAAUCGUAGAUAAGGUAUCUUAAGUUAAGUAUUACCAAUAUUCGGGAAAAUUAAUUUUCCCAUGUUUGUCAAGCUGUACAGUGUACAAUAUCCCAAAAUUGUUGAGUUAUCUCAUCGACCGACAACCAUCGUUUUAUCUUUUUUCUAUGAUCGUUCCUCUCCUUUUACGUCAAUCGUGCGUGUUAUGGCUUGAGUAGCUCUUUUUCGACUAAAAUUAUUACUCUGUCAUUCUUUUAAAGUUGCGUGUCAAUAAACCAGCAUCAAGGUACGUAUAUUUUAAGAACCUUGCGUAUUUUAAAAUAAUUUAAUCUCAAGAAAUAUUAAUUUCUCUGUAAAAUAUCGUCUCAAAGAGGAAUAUUAUGUUUGUUGGGCAUGCAAAAAUAGAUUAAUUCAAAUCAUUUGAUUGUGUAUAAAACUUCUAAAUUUUUAUUUAUGUAAAAAAAAGAACCAAAUAAUAGGUAGGUACAUACCUAUUAAAAAUUGCUGAUUUUAUGUCUAGCUAUUAUUCAAUUUAGGUUAAGUCCUAUAGCAUGUUUACAUAAAAAUAAAUUAUACAGUCGACACUUAGGUUAAGUGAUACUAUUAUUGAUAAGGAUGUAAAAUAUUUAGGCCUAUACUUCCGCAAUUAUUAUUUAGUUAGACCAUAUCUGGAUCAAUUAACUAGUGUAUAUGUCUAUGGGAUUAAUUCAUUGAAAGUAGACAAUAUCAAAUUAUUUAUUUUGAUUUAUUUUUACUGGUUGGUUAAUAUUUAUAUCGACUCAAGAGGAGAGAUUUUAUUCAUAACUGACUGUGUUGAUGUAAAAAUUUCAAGCAAUAUUAUUGCCAUGUUAAGGACUCCCGUAUAUCAGUAAUAUUAUUGAUUAUAAAUACGUAUUAAUACCUACGUACUUAUUAUCGAUAGCAAUAUUAAAGGUUUAAUUAAUAUAUUAAUCAAAUUAAAAUAUUUUUUUUAUGACCUUUAGUUACUACCAUUGAAUUUAUAUUAGAAAGUAAUAUAGUUUAAUUUAAUUUUGUUUUAUUUCAGAUGCUAGUUCCAAUGCAAACUAAAAUUGUGAAAAAAGGUAAUGUAGGCCCUGAUCAGUUUGAGUUAUCAAUUGCACAAGCUCUUUUAGAAUUGGAAAACAAUAGUGAUUUAAAAGCUCAACUUCGAGAGUUGUACAUUACAAAAGCUAAAGAAAUUGAACUCUUUGGCAAAAAAGUGAGUGGCAUUAAUUUGUUAAAAUAAAUAGAAAAUUAUAAUAAGUUACAUUGUUGAUUGGAGAAAUUAUUAAGUAUAUUUUAUAAAAAUUACAUAUAUGAAUUGAAAAAUAUUUUCAUAAAUUUGAAUUACUGUUUAAAAAAUCAUGCUAUAAAUACAAAUUAAUUAUGAAUUAUAUAAGAUUUGUUGUUAAAAGUUUUCACUAUAUUUAUACAUUUUGAAGAUAUUUAAUAUUUAUUUUUUAACAUACCUGUUUAUUUAGAGUAUCAUUAUUUAUGUGCCAAUGCCACAAAGAGCACAGUUCCAAAAAAUUCAAGCUCGACUUGUUAGAGAAUUGGAAAAGAAAUUUAGUGGAAAACAUGUUGUCUUUAUUGGUGACCGCAAAAUUUUACCCAAACCAACAAGAAAAACCCGUACCCAGACCAAGCAAAAACGUCCUAGAAGGUAUUCUAUCAAAACUUAUGCAACAUUUAAUCAAUAGAAUUGUUGUGUUACCUUUUAAUGAUAUGUUUAAACAAAAAAAAUAACAGAUACUUAUUAUUAUUUUCUUUAGUCGUACUUUGACUUGGGUGUAUGAUGCCAUUUUGGAUGAUUUGGUUUUUCCUGCUGAAAUUGUUGGCAAGCGUAUUCGUGUAAAAACAGAUGGUAAACAAAUCAUGAAAGUACAUUUGGAUAAAACUCAACAGACAAACAUUGAACAUAAGGUUCCUACAUAUUUUAAUUAAUACAUAUAGUACAGUUUUAUUAAAAAAUAGUUUUUAAUGUAACAUCUUUUUUUAUAAUAGUUUUUGUUAACCAUUUUUUUCACUUUUUUAUAUAAUAUAUAUUAAUGAAGUAAUUCUAUAAACUGCCAUAAUUUUUAAUAUAACCUGAGAUAUUGUAUUUAUUUUGAAAAAGUAAAUAGUAAUGUACCUAUGUAUAAUGUAAAAACUGAAAAAAAAAAUCACUUGGAUAAAAUUUUCUCCAAAAAAGCUUAUCAUUUUUUGAUAAGUCAGGACCUCUAAAAUAAAAGUUAAUAACAGACAUAAAAAAAACCCCAAUAUAUUCCUCGCUAUGCUCAAAAUAUAAUAUACAGUGAAUUCAGUGAAAUGAAAAUAUGAAGAAAAAAGAGCAUAUAUAUUAUGUUAUAGAUUAUUUGUAGGUAUUAAGUAUUUACAACCAAUUUUGAUUUAAAAUAUAAUCAGGAAUUAGUACCAAUUUAUCUGAAUAUAAAAUCAAAAUGAUAAAAAAGAUGAAAUUAAUUAGUUUAAGAUAUUUUAUUUAUUAAAUAUAAUAAAUUUUAAGAUUCUGAGCAGAGUGAGGAAUGUAUUGUUUUUACAAUGAUGUUUAUGAUUUUAUUUUUUAACUAAACAACCUUUUUACCAAAAAUGUUGGUUCUAUUUUCAAAUAUUGCACGUUUUCUAAAGAAAAGUUUUAUCUGGGUGAUCCUUUAACAAGGUCUUUUUGAUUUUCCAAGAGGUAUUCAUUAUUUAUAGAAAGAAUCGAAAAAAAUUGCGAAAAUUAUUAUUUUCAAUUUUGUUUUUUAGUUGCAAUUCAUUUUAAAAUAUUUAUAAAACUUGAAAAUUUGGACAAAACACUUAUUUAUUUGCCAUUUUUGAGCUAUUUAAUUUUGAGUUUUUACGUCAUUUUUUAUUUGGUAGAUACUCUAUGGAUAAAAUUGUUAGACUAAUCAAAAAUACUUUAAUAUUUUCCAGGAGGUUCAUUAUAAGUUGUACUUUGUAGUUAAAAAAUAAAAAUUGAAUGUAGAAUUUUUUUUUAUAAACAUUUUGCCGAAAAUUUUAAAUAUUACUGCUUUCUAAAAUAUGGGUGACUCCACUCAGAAUCAUUAUUUAUUAGCAAAAAUUGUUUUGUACAGUUAUGCAUUAAAUUCCCCUCUAAAUCUAACCUUUUCAAUUUCUCACCUAGAACAGUUAGGCUCACCCGUCGUAAACAAAAUAUGUUAGUCUUUUUUAAAAUGAAUUACAAAUAAAACUUCCAAGGCACUAAUAAAUAAUGCCUUAUUUAUCAGUGCUAUUUUUUUUAUAAAAAACAUGUCUAUCACAUUUAUUUUAUGUUACAGGUGGAUACUUUUGCUUCGGUGUACAGAAAGUUGACUGGCAGGGAAGUGACAUUUGAAUUUCCUGAACCAUAUUUGUAAAUCUUUAUUUUUAUUCAAUAAAAACAUGAUUUUAUGACUUCUAUGAUAUGGUUUUUUAAAUUUAUUGUUAAUAUAUUUUAAUAAAUCCAAUAUUCAUAGGAUUAUAAUUUAAUAUUCAACAGUUUUAUUUUAAUUUUUAAGUAGAUU